Molecule: messenger RNA, 3107 nt
Organism: Rubroshorea leprosula
Lineage: Eukaryota; Viridiplantae; Streptophyta; Magnoliopsida; Malvales; Dipterocarpaceae
Source: the annotation of a GenBank genome assembly
AAUGAAGUUGAGGGACAAAAAAGUGAAACUUAAUGAAGUUGAGGGACCAAAAUUAGCAUUUAACCAAUUUUUUUCAAGUGGCGGGUGUGAAAUGUGACGGAUCAUUAACGGAAUAAUAGGAGAUUUAACGGAAGGAAAAUGUACCAGAACUUUCUCUGCUCAAUCUGUAAACCGUUUGCAUACAUUAGAUCACUGAAAUCCAUUCAUACAUGUUGCGAAAUUGUCACCAAAUCCGUCUCUUUCUCCAGAAAUUCAGAGGAAUUUCUGGCAACCCGGCUAGCGGCAUUCUUGGAAUCUUGUUCUGCUCCUGUCAGUGUCACUCUUGAACAAAAUAGACAGGUUCAUGCCCAGUUCAUUGUCAAUGGAGUUAGCAGGGAUUCUCCUCUGGGUGGAAAAAUUUUGGGUAUCUAUAUUCUUUGUGGUUGCUUCAUAGACGCCAAGGAUAUGUUUUUUCAGCUUGAUUUAUGCCGUACCAUGCCCUGGAACUCGAUGAUUCGAGGAUUUGUAAAGAUGGGUUGGUUUGAGUUUGCAUUGUUGUUUUACUUUAAGAUGUUGGGGUGUGGAGUUUUUCCGGAUAGGUAUACUUUUCCUAGUGUAAUCAAGGCUUGCGGUGGAUUGAAUAAUGUUAGACUGGGUACAUUGGUUCACGAUAUGAUUUGUUUUAUGGGUUUUGAGGUGGACGUGUUUGUGGGAAGUUCUUUGAUCAAGUUUUAUGUGGAGAACGGUUGUAUAUAUGAUGCACACAAGUUGUUUGAUAAAAUUACUGAGAAAGAUUGUGUCUUGUGGAAUGUGAUGCUUAAUGGUUAUGUCAAAUGUGGGGAAUGUGGUAAAGCUAUAGUGCUCUUUGAGGAUAUGCUUGACAGUCAAACUAAGCCAAAUUCAGUGACAUUUGUUUGUAUUUUGUCCUUAUGUGCCUCAGAAGGAAUGAUUGAUUUAGGUACUCAGCUUCAUGGUCUUGUUGUGCAUUGUGGGUUUGAAUUUGAUUCUUCAGUGGGUAACACUCUGUUGUCGAUGUAUUCUAAAUGUGGGCAGUUGUCUGAUGCUCGUAAACUGUUUAAUUUAAUGCCUCAGAACAAUGUGGUGACUUGGAAUGGGAUGAUUGCUGGGCAUGUACAAAGUGGGUUUAUGAAGGAGGCUUCCCAACUUUUCCAAGAAAUGUUAUAUUCUGUUGUGAAACCUGACUCUAUCACAUUCUCAAGCUUUCUUCCGUCAGUUGUUAAGCUGGCAAGUCCCAAAAUAGGUAAAGAAAUUCAUGGUUAUAUAGUACGAAAUGGUGUGCUUUUGGAUAUGUUCUUAAGGAGCGCCCUUAUUGAUGUUUACUUCAAGUGUGGGAAUGUGGAGAUGGCACACAAGAUAUAUGACCAAAGCACCAUGAUUGAUGUUGUUGUGUGCACAGCUAUGAUUUCAGGAUGCGUACUUAAUGGGAUGAACAGGGAUGGUUUAGAGAUAUUUAGGCAGCUGCUUCAAGAAAAAAUCAGUCCAAAUUAUGUAACCCUGGCAAGUACCUUACCAGCUUGUGCUGGUUUAACAGCUCUGAAAUUAGGGAAGGAAUUGCAUGGUUACAUCAUCAAGAAUGGGCUUGAUCAGAUGUGUCUGGUGGCAAGUGCUAUCAUGGAUAUGUAUGCAAAAUGUGGAAGAUUGGAUCUCGCUUAUCAAAUUUUUAUGAGAUUAUCUGACAAGGAUUCAAUCUGUUGGAACUCUAUGAUCACAAGCUGUUCCCAGAAUGGCAAACCAGAGGAGGCCAUUGAUCUUUUUUGUCAGAUGGGAAACAGAGGAUUCAAGUAUGAUGGUGUGAGCAUAUCAGCUGCUCUUUCUGCUUGUGCAAACUUAACUGCACUGCAUUAUGGGAAAGAGAUCCACGGUUUCAUGAUCAAAGGCUCAGUUCCCUCUGAUUUGUUUGCAGAGAGUGCAUUGAUAGAUAUGUAUGCGAAAUGUGGAAAUCUGGAUUUUGCUCAACGUGUAUUUGACAUGAUGCAAGAGAAGAAUGAUGUUUCAUGGAAUAGCAUCAUUGCUGCUUAUGGAAACCAUGGCCGUCUUAAGGAUUCUCUUGGUCUGUUCAACAAAAUGUUGGACACUGGAAUUCAGCCCGAUCAUGUCACCUUUCUUGCUAUUCUAUCUGCUUGUGGGCAUGCUGGCAAAGUUGACAAUGGAAUUCAAUACUUCUGGUGCAUGACUAAGGAAUAUGGGAUCCCAGCUAGGAUGGAACAUUAUGCAUGCAUGGUUGAUUUAUUUGGUCGUGCUGGUCAUUUGAAUAAAGCGUUUGAAAUCAUAAAGAGUAUGCCCUUCUCACCUGAUGCUGGUGUGUGGGGUACAUUACUUGGAGCAUGUCGAAAUCAUGGCAACAUUGAGCUUGCUGAAGUGGCUUCAAGGCAUCUUUUUGACUUGGACCCACAAAAUUCUGGUUAUUAUAUCCUACUUUCAAAUAUACAUGCUAACGCAGGACGGUGGGGUGGUGUGCGGGAGAUUCGAAGUUUUAUGAAAGAAAGAGGAGUUCAGAAAGUCCCUGGCUACAGUUGGAUCGAGGUUAACAACAACACUCAUGUGUUUUGUGCUGCUGAUGAAAGUCAUCCACAGUCUGCUCAGAUCUAUCCAUUAUUAAAGACUCUUCUUUUAGAGAUGAAACAAGAAGGCUAUGUUCCUCAACUUUAUCUUCAAAUGCACCCACAAACCUUUGUGGUUUGAUUUCCUUUCGACCCUUUCCUGUCAUUGAAGGAGCAACAUGAUCAUGGAUCAAUUAAAUUCUGGCUUGUGGACUCUGGAAAUAAAUUUAUUUGCAAUUAUAAUUUGUGGAAAAGGACUCAACCAAUCCAACCUUCAAGUUCACAUAGUUCCUAUACAACAGUUGUGCUUAUGGCUGACAGGACUACCGGUGCUGUGAUGAAAUGCAUCAGAAUGCUGAUCAUGAGGGACUAUUGUAUUGCUCUGUGGACCUGAAAGUUUGCUAGUGGUGUAUAUUCAACCACAUGAAUGUGGAAUAUUGUAGGAAGGUUGCAUGAUAGUUAUCUUAAGACAAGAAGAAUGAGCAAGCUCAGGUCUCCUGAUUGCAUGUGGCUUAUGGGUCACCAGAAACAACAUCCUUGAUGAAGAAAUAAAGGUAGUCUCAAAUG